AUGGGUCAGAAGAACCAGACAGUGGUGGCCGAGUUCUAUUUCUCCGAUUUCCCUCCAUUUGAGAACAGCAGCCUCUUACUUUUUGUUCCCCUGCUGUUUAUUUACCUGUUCAUUAUUGUUGGAAAUUUCACGAUCUUCUGUGCUAUCCGGUUGGAUACACGUCUCCACAAUCCCAUGUACAAUUUCAUCGGCAUGUUCUCCUUCCUGGAGAUCUGGUACACCACAGUGACCAUCCCCAAGAUGCUCUCCAACCUGGUCAGUGAACAGAAGACCAUCUCUUUCGUUGGCUGCCUCCUGCAGAUGUAUUUUUUCCACUCGCUCGGAGUCACAGAAGCCCUGGUCCUCACCGCGAUGGCCAUCGACAGGUACGUGGCCAUCUGCAACCCCCUCCGCUACGCAGUCAUCAUGACCCCUCGGCUGUGCAUCCGGCUCUCCGCCGGCUCUUGCCUCUUUGGCUUCCUUAUGCUGCUGCCAGAGACAGUGUGGAUUUCCACUCUUCCCUUCUGCGGCCCCGACCAAAUCCAUCAGCUCUUCUGUGACUUUGAACCCGUGCUGCGCUUAGCCUGUGCAGACACGUCCGUGAUUCUUGUUGAAGACGUGAUCCAUGCUAUUUCCAUCCUGACGUCUGUGUCUAUCAUCAGCCUUUCAUAUCUGAGAAUCAUCGCCGUGAUCCUGAGGAUUCCUUCAGGAGACAGCCGUCAGAAGGCGUUCUCCACCUGUGCGGCCCACAUUACUAUUUUCUUGCUGUUUUUUGGUAGCGUGGGCCUCAUGUACCUGCGUUUCUCUGUCACAUUCCCACCUCUGCUGGACAAGGCCACCGCCCUAAUGUUUGCUGUCCUUGCCCCACUUUUCAACCCAAUAAUCUACAGUCUGAGGAACAAGGACAUGAAAGAUGCCAUCAGGAGAGUUCUGUGUUUUCAGGAAAGGUCUAAUGUCUCCGGUAGCCUGUGA
This is a messenger RNA of Mustela lutreola (European mink), 951 nucleotides long. Its product is annotated as olfactory receptor 6K3-like. NCBI's taxonomy places the organism in Eukaryota, Metazoa, Chordata, Mammalia, Carnivora, Mustelidae. The record is from RefSeq and is a predicted model, not a curated record. The transcript has a single exon. Bases 1 to 951 code for a protein of 316 amino acids. Gene Ontology annotation, biological process: G protein-coupled receptor signaling pathway. Gene Ontology annotation, cellular component: membrane. Gene Ontology annotation, molecular function: G protein-coupled receptor activity; olfactory receptor activity.